This is a messenger RNA of Oncorhynchus nerka (sockeye salmon), 7241 nucleotides long. Its product is annotated as putative beta-lactamase-like 1. The transcript has 7 exons. NCBI's taxonomy places the organism in Eukaryota, Metazoa, Chordata, Actinopteri, Salmoniformes, Salmonidae. Bases 872 to 2575 code for a protein of 567 amino acids. The record is from RefSeq and is a predicted model, not a curated record.
ACAAGCACAUGCAUUAUUUUAUUGAUUAUUGAGCUAAGUCUAAUGCAAACACAAACUCCAUUAAUUCUCCCCUGUCUCCCCCCAGCAGGCUCAUGAUCUUAGACCUGAGCCACAUGAAGAAAUCAAUUAAUGAAUCAUAGCCAUGGAACACACAUUCUAUGCAAAGUUGUACUUUAUAGGAUGCAGCCCAUGUGUACAGUGUGUGUGUUGCGUGACUGUUAGCUAUGGGAAAUAGUGAGAGAAUUGUAUUCCUUCCUAGACUGUCUCAGUCAGUGUCCUCUGUUAACAUAUUAGUCCACUGGAGCGCUCUAACUUUGUGAGCCCAUGUGAUUUUCCUUGUCAACUCAAGUAACUUUCUCUCAACUUUCUGCUAAAGGUGCCUCAUAAGGCCAACAUGCCCUCCUCCUGUACGGGUUGAGUAGACACCAUGUUUUUCAGAAGGGACUUGAUAGGUCCCAAAAGUGGUGCAAACGGGACUGAAGUGAACUGAUUUGUGGGGGAUUAGAGAUUAAGAUUUCCCCUCCCGCUGAGAUGGGCUUUAGUGGAGUAAAUCUGUGGAUUAUGAUGUCAGAGGCCCGUGGUUGUCGGAGAGGAAAUUGUAUUGUCAGAGGAGUGCCGAUGGCCAGGAUUAUGGAACGGUCAGUGAGGAGAUAUAGGAAUGGGAAGCCAUGUCUGUGCCAUACCCCUGUACAGUAAAACCUUCAGGGAAGAACAUCAACCACUAUUGGAAUUUGUGAGUUGUCUCUCCACGAUGCUGUUCAGAUGCUGAUUCAGUGAGAGAAAGAUAGUGUUAUUAUAUUUUGCCUGCAUUUUAAAGCAUCAAGUGCCUUCCCCGGCUGCUGCUAUAGAGGGGCUCACCAAGACCAAGAAGAUGAAGGUGAAGUGGACUCAGCUGGGCAUGGUGUUCUUCCUGUUGCUCUCUCUGGUCAUGACAGGAUGCUUCCUCUGGCAGUACCAGAUCCCAAAGUUACUGCCAAAUGAGAGCAUGGGAGGCAAUGCCAAAUCAGAACGGAUGUGCCCACGCUUCCCUGAGCCUCUCCCCCUUGAGCACCCUAUCCCUACUCUGAAAGAGGCACUGGAAAAGGUGGAUACACUGCUGCGCCAAAUCAUCAAUCCUACUAGUCUUCCCUCUUUGUCGGCCAUUGUGAUUUUCAACAACACCGUUCUGUGGACUGGUAACUUUGGCAAGAGGAACAGAAGUGACCCACUCUCAGCUCCUCCCAAUGAGUACACCAUAUACAGGAUUGCCAGCCUUUCCAAGAUCUUCCCAACGCUGAUGCUAUACAGGCUGUGGGACGAUGGGAAGAUAACCUCUCUGGAUGACCCUCUGGAGAAAUAUGUGGAUAACUUCACCAUUAAAAAUCCUCUGGGCAAGUCACGGGACUCUGAGCUCAAGUACGUGACAGACGGCCUGAUCUUCCUGGAUAGUGGAGAGGUUCAGAUCCGCUCCUCCUCUGUCACUCUGCGCAGGAUGGCCAGUCAGCUCUCAGGUCUACCCAGAAGACUAAGAGCCACUAACCUGCUGUGGAAGGGGAAAACACAGGCUGCAGUGAAUCUGCUGCAAGAUGAUGUCCUUGUUGCAGACCCUGGCACCAAAUGCCACUACAGUAACCUAGCCUUUUCCUUACUGGCCCACGUCAUGGCUGAGAAGGUGGUGGGCCUGGACUACCAGCGCUGGAUCAAUGAUAACAUCCUGGACCGGCUGGGGAUGGAGGACACAGGCUUUGACUACACCCCAGGGAUCCAAAGCCAGAUGGCUGUGGGCGUCUACUCCAGUGGCCAGCCAGCCCCUCUGUAUGACCUGGGCUGGUACCGCCCCUCAGGGCAGAUGUUCUCCACUGCCGCUGACCUUGCCAAGCUGGCCAUGAUGCUGCUGGGGGCCUACCACCGCAAGCUCCUGGAGCCCGACACCCUGAAGAUCAUGCUGACCCCGCUGUACCGCUGUGAUAAGGACUACUUUGCCAACCGCACCGGGACGCCUUGGGAGGUGAAUGAGCAGCUGGGCUACGAGGUGCUGCGUAAAGACGGAGACCUGGAUGGCUACUCAGCCACCUUCUCACUGGUGCCCAGGCUCAAGCUGGGCCUGGUGGUGCUGAUGGCUGGCACCAGACCUCAGAACCUGGAGGUGGUGGCCAAGGCUUACAGUCACAUCAUACCCGCCAUGGAGAGGGUGUUCCGGGAGGCCAAAAAGAUCCUCAUCCCUCCCCCUAUUCCAGACCCUUACAUAGGCUUCUUCACUUAUGGAAACAUCACCUUCUAUGAGAUCAAAGCUGGGGCAGACGGUGUUCUGAUCAUGCAGCAGUUUGGUCCCCAGAUUGAGGACCUGAUCCCAGAGAGAUAUCGGACAAUCAAGCUGAACUACCUGGUAGACAGGGUGUUCAGGGUGGUGUUUGAGAAGGAGUACCCCUGUGUUUUGCGGGUCAGCACUGCUUCAGUCUCCCUUGAGGCCCAAGACGGGCAGCUCUUUAACUUUUAUGUGUUUGACAAGCGUGGUCUGUCCCCUGGCUUCGAUGCACCAGGACUGAAUACAUACAAUGUGAUCCGGAUAGCCCGUAGGCCGACUUUCUCAAACUAACUGAACUCAUAGAACGGAAAGGCACAUGUACAUGCUGAAUGAAGGUCCUUUUUGUGUCUUUAGCCUAUAUUUAAUAGGGAUACUCUGAAAUUAAAGAAAACAUUGCUGUCAGACAGUGAGUAGACUGUAUCAGGAUGAAUUGCAAAAGAAGGCACACAGACAGAUUUUUCUUUUUUUACCCACUGACGUCAACGUUUUUUAUUUCUGUGUCAAAUAAUUGCAUUGCAAAUAUUCAUCCUUUUUAUACAGUUGAUAACCUGACCUUAAACAUACACUACAUGACCAAAGGUAUGUGGACACCUGCUUGUCGAAGAUCUCCUUCCAAAAUCAUGGGCUAUAACAUGGAGUUGGUCCCCUAUUUGCUACUAUAACCUCCACUCCACUCGUCUGAGAAGGGUUUCCAGUAGAUGUUGGAACAUUGCUGCAGGGACAUGCCACAAGAGCAUUAGUGAGGUUGAGCCCUGAUGUUUGGCAAUUAGGCCUGGCUCGCAUUGGGCAUUCCAAUUCAUCCCAAAGGUGUUCGAUAGGGUUGAGGUCAGGGCUCUGUGUAGGCCAGUCAAGUUCUUCCACACCGAUCUCGAAAAACCAUUUCUGUACGGACCUUGCUUUGUGCAUUGUGGCAUUGGCAUGCGGAAACAGGAAAGGGCCUUCCUCAAAGUUAUACAGUACCAGUCAAAAGUUUGGAGACACGUACUCAAGGGUUUUUCUUUAGUUUUACUAUUUUCUACAUUGUAGAAUAAUAGUGAAAACAUCAACACUAUGAUAUAACACAUAUGGAAUCAUGUAGUAACCAAAACAGUGUUAAACAAAUAAAAAUAUAUUUUAGAUUUUAGAUUCUUCAAAGUAGCCACCUUUUGCCUUGAUGACAGCUUUGCACACUAUUGGCAUUCGCUCAACCAGCUUCAUGAGAUAGUCACCUGGAAUGCUUUCCCAACAGUCUUGAAGGAGUUCCCACAUAUGCUGAACACUUGCUGGCUGCUUUUCCUUUACUCUACAGUCCAAUUCAUCCCAAACCAUAUCAAUUAGGUUGAGGUUGGGUGAUUGUGGAGGCCAGGUCAUCUGAUGCAGCACUCAUCACUCUCAUUCUUGAUCAAAUAGCCCUUACACAUCCUGGAGGUGUGUUUUGGGUCAUUGUCCUGUUGAAAAACAAAUAGUCCCAUUAAGUGCAAAGCAGAUGGGAUGAUGUAUCGCUGCAGAAUGCUGUGGUAGCUAUGCUGGUUAAGUGUGCCUUGAAUUCUAAAUAAGUCAUAGACAGGGUCACCAACAAAGCAGCCCCACACCAUCACACCUCCUCCUUCAUUCUUUACGGUGGGAACCACACAUGCAGAGAUCAUCCGUUCAUCCGUUCACCUGUCUCACGAAGACACGGCGGUUGGAACAAAAAAUCUAUAAUUUUGACUCAUCAGACCAAAGGACAGAUUUUCAUUGGUCUAAUGUCCAUUGCUCAUGUUUCUUGGCCAAAGCAAGUCACUUCUUCUUAUUGGUGUCCUUUAGUAGUGUUGUCUUUGCAGCAAUUUGACCAUGAAGGCCAGAUUUACGCAGUCUCCGCUGAACAGUUGAUGUUGAGAUGUGUCUGUUACUUUAAGUCUGUGAACCAUUUAUUUGUGCUGCAAUCUGAGGUGCAGUUAAUUGCCGAUUUCUGAUUCUGGUAACUCUAAUGAACUUAUCCUAACUCUGGGUCUUCCUUUCCUGUGGAAGUCCCCAUGAGAGCGAGUUUCAGCAUAGCGCUUGAUGAUUUUUGCGACUGCAUUUGAAGAAACUUUCAGUUCUUGACAUUUUCCGCAUUGACUGACCUUCAUGUUUUAAAGUAAUGAUGGACUGUCGUUUCUCUUUGCUUAUUUGAGCUGUUCUUACCAUAAUAUGGACUUGGUCUUUUUCUUCCGUACACCAACCCUACCUUGUCACGACACAACUGAUUGGCACAAACGCAUUAAGAAGGAAAGAAAUUCCACAAAUUAUCUUUUAAAAAGGCACACCUGUUAAUUGAAAUGCAUUCCAAUGUCAAGAGUGUGCAAAGAUGUCAUCAAGGCGAAGGGUGGCUUCUCAAAUAUAUAUACAGUGCCUUGCGAAAGUAUUCGGCCCCCUUGAACUUUGCGACCUUUUGCCUCAUUUCAGGCUUCAAACAUAAAUAUAUAAAACUGUAUUCUUUUGUGAAGAAUCAACAACAAGUGGGACACAAUCAUGAAGUGGAACGACAUUUAUUGGAUAUUUCAAACUUUUUUAACAAAUCAAAAACGGAAAAAAUGGGUGUGCAAAAUUAUUCAGCCCCCUUAAGUUAAUACUUUGUAGCGCCACCUUUUGCUGCGAUUACAGCUGUAAGUCGCUUGGGGUAUGUCUCUAUCAGUUUUGCACAUCGAGAGACUGAAAUUUUUUCCCAUUCCUCCUUGCAAAACAGCUCGAGCUCAGUGAGGUUGGAUGGAGAGCAUUUGUGAACAGCAGUUUUCAGUUCUUUCCACAGAUUCUCGAUUGGAUUCAGGUCUGGACUUUGACUUGGCCAUUCUAACACCUGGAUAUGUUUAUUUUUGAACCAUUCCAUUGUAGAUUUUGCUUUAUGUUUUGGAUCAUUGUCUUGUUGGAAGACAAAUCUCCGUCCCAGUCUCAGGUCUUUUGCAGACUCCAUCAGGUUUUCUUCCAGAAUGGUCCUGUAUUUGGCUCCAUCCAUCUUCCCUGUCCCUGCUGAAGAAAAGCAGGCCCAAACCAUGAUGCUGCCACCACCAUGUUUGACAGUGGGGAUGGUGUGUUCAGGGUGAUGAGCUGUGUUGCUUUUACGUCAAACAUAAUGUUUUGCAUUGUUGCCAAAAAGUUCAAUUUUGGUUUAAUCUGACCAGAGCACCUUCUUCCACAUGUUUGGUGUGUCUCCCAGGUGGCUUGUGGCAAACUUUAAACAACACUUUUUAUGGAUAUCUUUAAGAAACGGCUUUCUUCUUGCCACUCUUCCAUAAAGGCCAGAUUUGUGCAAUAUACGACUGAUUGUUGUCCUAUGGACAGAGUCUCCCACCUCAGCUGUAGAUCUCUGCAGUUCAUCCAGAGUGAUCAUGGGCCUCUUGGCUGCAUCUCUGAUCAGUCUUCUCCUUGUAUGAGCUGAAAGUUUAGAGGGACGGCCAGGUCUUGGUAGAUUUGCAGUGGUCUGAUACUCCUUCCAUUUCAAUAUUAUCGCUUGCACAGUGCUCCUUGGGAUGUUUAAAGCUUGGGAAAUCUUUUUGUAUCCAAAUCCAGCAUUAAACUUCUUCACAACAGUAUCUCGGACCUGCCUGGUGUGUUCCUUGUUCUUCAUGAUGCUCUCUGCGCUUUUAACGGACCUCUGAGACUAUCACAGUGCAGGUGCAUGUAUACGGAGACUUGAUUACACACAGGUGGAUUGUAUUUAUCAUCAUUAGUCAUUUAGGUCAACAUUGGAUCAUUCAGAGAUCCUCACUGAACUUCUGGAGAGAGUUUGCUGCACUGAAAGUAAAGGGGCUGAAUAAUUUUUGCACGCCCAAUUUUCCAGUUUUGAUUUGUUAAAAAAGUUUGAAAUAUCCAAUAAAUGUCGUUCCACUUCAUGAUUGUGUCCCAAUUGUUGUUGAUUCUUCACAAAAAAAUACAGUUUUAUAUCUUUAUGUUUGAAGCCUGAAAUGUGGCAAAAGGUCGCAAAGUUCAAGGGGGCCGAAUACUUUCGCAAGGCACUGUAUAAUCUCAAAUAUAAAAUAUAUUUUGAUUUGUUUAACACUUUUUUGGUUACUACAUGAUUCCAUAUUGUGUUAUUUCAUAGCUUUGAUGUCUUCACUAUUAUUCUACAAUGUAGCGAAUAGUAAAAAAAUAAAGAAAAAUCCUUGAGUGAGUAGGUUGUCCAAACUUUUGACUAGUACUGUAUAGUGCAUUAUACUGUACAGAUGUAGUAUUUUAAUUUGAGCCAGUUUGCUACAGCAGGAAAAUAAUUUAAUGUAAUUAUGUGGAUUAUAAUUAAUGGAUUUUUUUGAGAGAGGUUGAUACAUUUUUCAUUAGGGAAAAUCAAGUCUGACAUUUUAAAGUGUAAGUUACAAACUUCUGCUUUUUAAACCUGGAAUACAUAAGUUUCUUAUCAACAAAAGAGUGACCAAAUUAAGAUCCUACAUCUGUACAGCUUUUACAGAUUUCUUUUUACCUUUAUUUAACUAGGCAAGUCAGUUAAAGAACUAUUUCUUAUUUUCAAGGACAGCCUAGGAACAGUGGGUAACCUGCCUUGUUCAGGGGCAGAACAACAGAUUUUUACCUUGUCAGCUGAGGGAUUCGAUCUUGCAACAUUUCGGUUAAUAGUCAGACACUCUAACCACUAGGCUACCCUGCCGCCCUACACUGUAUUGUGGCACAGUAUUUCCUGUCUUUCCUGCACUAUGCACAUUGUUACUGUACUCUUAUAUUUGUCAGCUUGUCCUAUCCUAACAUUGCAUUUGUAACAAAACAACAUAAUGUAAAUAUGGUAUGCUGGCAUCAAUCAACACACUUCAAUUGUAACACUGUCAUUUGCAUGUGGAUGUUCAUGUUUUUUUGCCCUAUGAAUCUCAAAGAUGUCAAAUGCACGUUUCUACUGCAGCAAAAGAUGGAUUUAUUUUAGUUUAUUAUCAAAUUAUAUCCUGAUCAUUUUUGACCUACGAAAAAUCCAUAAAAUGUGUUCAUACCAAACAAAAAUAAACUCAGAUUUUUAAAUAGA